Messenger RNA from Nicotiana attenuata, 2585 nucleotides. Its product is annotated as BTB/POZ domain-containing protein At5g66560. Gene Ontology annotation, molecular function: protein binding. The transcript is spliced from 4 exons. The coding region runs from base 330 to 2297 and encodes 655 amino acids. The record is from RefSeq and is a predicted model, not a curated record. Lineage: Eukaryota; Viridiplantae; Streptophyta; Magnoliopsida; Solanales; Solanaceae.
UCUUAAAACUGAAUUUCAAAGUCCUAAUUUGCUUUUUGAAUCCUCCACCCAUAUAACCCUAGAGAGAGAGGAAAAAAAAAGAAGAGAAGAUUCUGAUCUGAUUCAUCAAAAGAAGAAAGUGGUUAGUACGAAAUUAAAAGACAGAAAUUUUGGAAAAGAGAACUCAUCUAUUUCUUCAUCAUCAUCUCUUUCCUUUAGUUUUUUCAAACCUAUAUAAUCAUUUCCCCAGUACAAAAUCUGACCUUCUUUCAAACACCUUAUCUUCAUGAAUCUAUCUUAGUACUUCUAGCUAACUAAAGUUUCCACUUUCUCCUUACACUGAAGAAAAAAUGGCGCCGUCUGACCACCCCACUUCCAAAGGCCAAGCAUGGUUUUGUACUACAGGUUUACCUAGCGAUAUCAUCAUUGAAGUUGAAGAUAUGACCUUCCAUCUUCACAAGUUUCCUCUGAUGUCAAAAAGUAGAAAGCUUCAUGAGAUGAUAACAGAGCAAGAGACAAAUGCAACAAGCACUAGAAUCCAAAAACCUGCUGAACGAGACAACGAUGCAGGUGAUGGUGACGAAGAGAUUGAAGAAGAAGCAGAGGAGAUUGAGGAGGACCAGCAAUGUUGUAUUUCAUUCCCUGAUUUUCCGGGAGGUUCAGAGACAUUCGAGACGGCAGCCAAGUUCUGCUAUGGUGUGAAAAUCGAGCUGUCUGCAUCGAAUGUUGCUCCACUGCGCUGUGCGGGUGAGUACUUAGAGAUGACUGAAGAGUACUCUGAGGAUAACCUCAUUUCCAAGACGGAGAGGUUUCUUUCACAAACUGUGCUCAAGAGCAUUAAGGACUCCAUCAAAACACUAAACUCGUGUAAGAACAUCUUGCCGUUGUCAGAAACACUCGGCAUUGUUCAGAGAUGCAUUGACGCCGUUGCUGUUAGAGCUUCUGCUGCUGAUCCGUCUCUCUUCGGCUGGCCAGUGAAUGACGCCGCCAUUGAAGCAAAUACUCGCCGUAAAGGUGCCUCUAGAACCGGUGGUAUGGAUUCGUGGUUCGAGGAACUAGGGCACUUGAGUUUGCCUCUGUUCAAGCGUCUGAUUUCUGCGAUGAAAUGUAGAGAUUUGAGUUCAGAGGUUAUCGAGAGUUGUCUAAUGUAUUAUGCCAAGAAGUACAUUCCAGGAAUUUCACGUUCGAGUAGGAAGGCAUCGUCUUCUUCAAUACCUUCAGAGAAUGAACAGAGAGAGCUUCUGGAGACAAUAAUUACAAAUCUACCUGAAGAGAAAAGCUCAAAUGCCUCAACAGCUACAAGGAUUCUCUUCGGAUUAUUGAGAACAGCGAAUAUACUGAAUGCUUCGGAAGCUUCUCGAGCUGCACUGGAGAGAAAAAUCGGAUCUCAACUGGAACAAGCCACAUUGGACGAUCUACUCAUUCCGAGCUAUUCUUAUCUGAAUGAAACGUUAUAUGAUGUCGCUUGUGUGGAGAGAAUAUUAGGAUAUUUUUUGAACGGAUUGGAGGAGAGAUUGACCACUAGUAUUCUAGGCGAAGAAGAGAACAACAGUGUCAGAUCCGCGGCGUUAAUGUUAGUCGGGAAGUUAAUCGACGGUUACUUAUCGGAAAUUGCUUCGGACAAUAAUUUGUUGCCGGAAAAAUUCUGUGAACUAGCUGUUGCAUUGCCGGACCAAGCUAGACUCUUUGAUGACGGUCUUUACAGAGCCGUGGAUGUGUAUCUCAAGGCGCAUUCAUGGAUAUCGGAGGCGGAGAGGGAGCGAAUAUGUGGAGUAAUGGAUUGCCAAAAGCUAACACUAGAAGCGUGUACACACGCAGCUCAGAAUGAACGGCUUCCACUUAGAGCCGUAGUUCAGGUACUGUUCUUCGAGCAACUUCAACUCCGGCAAGCAAUCGCUGGAACUCUUAUGGUCGCCGAUGUUGCUCAAGGAGAAAUCCCGCGGCUGUCGAUUUUGGACGGUGGAGAAGGGGACAGGGAAAGUGGAGAGGAAGAGGAAACGACAGGAGUAGUUGGGGUGGCACGUGCACAGGAAGGUAGUAGCACGUGGAGGAACGCAGUGAGAGAGAAUCAGGUGUUACGCUUGGAUAUGGAUAGCAUGAGGACGCGAGUACAAGAACUGGAACGAGAAUGCUCUACAAUGAAGAAAACAAUCCAGAAGAUAGAUAAGGUAGGGAAACACGGCGGUGCCGGCGGCGGAGAAAAAGGAGGAGGGUGGAGGAGCAAGUUAGGGUGUAAAUUCAAGACGCAAGUGUGCGACUCGCAUGAGCCAACCGUUGUGGAGGGCAGGAAAGGACGGGACCACCGUCAUCGUCAAUAAAAGCCAAAUAAGAAACAAAUCAGCUUCUUCUACCUAAUGGUUUCUUUUUUUAGUUUUAAAUUAUAUCUGUUGUGCCGUUAUCCAGAAAUUGUUUAUUUUCCAACUUAUUCUUUAGUGGACAGAUUCUUUUCUUUUUGUUUGUAAGUUGCUGUAUUUUACUAUAUUUAGAUCUCAAUGACGUGCAUCUGAGUGAAAGUCAGGUGGUUAAGAAGUUGCAAUUUGGAUAGUAAUGUACUAGUUUGAUUUUUGUGAUCACCCCUUUAAUAUCCAGUUUAACUUUUUAUAAUC